Molecule: messenger RNA, 813 nt
Organism: Nymphaea colorata (pocket water lily)
Lineage: Eukaryota; Viridiplantae; Streptophyta; Magnoliopsida; Nymphaeales; Nymphaeaceae
Product: protein BUD31 homolog 2
Exons: 4
Coding region: 198-635 (145 amino acids)
Biological process (GO): mRNA splicing, via spliceosome
Cellular component (GO): spliceosomal complex; nucleus
Source: RefSeq, a predicted model, not a curated record
AGAGCGGGGUGGGGAUGACCGCCACCGGCAGAGACGUAUUUAAGUUGCAAAGGGGUGCGGAUGGCAUCUCUUGAAGUUUCUCGAGAACUCUCAGGCUCUCUGUGGUCGCAAAGAGGUUCUUCUCGGUCGCCUUCCCAUCACCGGAACUAACUCCGGCCAUUCUUUCUGAACGCUGAAGCAGUUUUGCAGUUGGGAAGAUGCCAAAAAUAAAGAGAAACGGUGUCAGAUUUCCAGAAGGUUGGGAGCUCAUUGAGCCAACCCUUCGCGAAUUGGAAGGUCAAAUGAGAGAAGCUGAAAAUGAUCCACACGAUGGCAAGAGAAAAUGUGAGGCUUUGUGGCCCAUUUUCCGGAUAAAUCAUCAGAAGAGCCGUUAUAUAUUUGAUCUCUAUUACAGAAGGAAGGAAAUCUCAGCCGAGCUCUAUGAAUUCUGUCUGGACCAAGGAUAUGCUGAUCGCAACUUGGUUGCCAAAUGGAAGAAACCUGGCUAUGAGCGACUUUGCUGUUUGAGAUGCAUGCAGCCUCGUGACCACAACUUUGGGACCACGUGCGUGUGCAGAGUACCCAGGCACCUGAGGGAGGAGAAGGUUAUAGAGUGCGUGCAUUGUGGCUGCAAGGGAUGUGCCAGUGGAGACUGAUGUCUUUGAUAUUGGACAGUCAUUUAGCUAAUGGGUCGAUGUUCACUUAUGGGGUUAAUUUUGUGUAUUAUCAUUUUCCAUCUGAGAUAUCCUAACUGUACUCAUGAGUCAUGAAGCUGUACUGAUUUUAUGAGAAAAUUGAAGGAACAUAUCAACUCUAACCAAAAAUUUUGGAAAA